AUGGCGUCGCCUUCGCUUACGGACUUGGAGCAGCGGAAUCGGCUCCCGACUCUCUUUGAAGUCCUCAGCCGUCGUACACUAGCUCCUGUCGAUCUUUUUUCGUUUUACAUUUACAUGCGGGACCAGCAGCGCUCGGUCGAUUAUUUGGACUUUUGGCUCGAUGUUUCGCAACAUAUGUCUUUGUGUCGUCAUUAUGUCCGAGAGUUGCGCCGAUCUGUUCUAGUAGCUACUCCCGACUUGGAGAAAGCAGAUAGCAAAGGCUCCUCUGAUGCCUUAGGGAACCUCGAGACUUUUGGCGAUAUACCGCUGGUGGAAGCCGGACCCUCUGGUUUGCGACACGGCAACCAUGACUUGGAUGAUCAGGACGCCGAUCAAAGAUUAUCGGCAUUCCUGCGCGCUGAUGGUCAUAACCCAGGGCACUCGCCCCAAGACAGCCUUGGCUCACAGAAUGCCGCCCGCACACCAUCUAAUGAACAGCCACCUCGCCCAAGCUCUGGAACGCGGAACGAUUCUACUUCGCCUGGCCAUACUGUGGCACGGGCCGACAUUCGUGCAAGUGCAGAGAAGAUUCUGUAUACAUACCUGCUUCCUGGCGCAGAAAGAGAAAUCGUACUGCCGGAGGAUAUGGUAUCUACGAUCAUCAAUUUGGUUGAGGAUGACGGCCGAGAUGACCCAGAAGUCUUUGAUCCCGCCAAAGACUAUGUUUUCCAGGCCAUGGAGCGCGAUGCAUUCCCAGGGUUUUUGCAGGCGAAGGCCCUGGGUAACCUUGUCCCGCUGAGUACAAUUGCCCGUCUCGCCUUUGCGCUGAUAAGCUUUGGUGGCGGGUUUUGGGGUGCCUUCUACGUUGUCCUCCGCGACAAGCCAAGGCACAUCCGUUGUUGGGUAUGUUGUAGUGGUUUGCCCGGUUUUUGCUGCGCUUCGACACUAACAAUCAUGCAGUUGAUACUACCGUUUAUUGUCGCAUCCUAUUUUAUUGUCUCAUAUCAAUAUAAGAUCGACCCUGUCAUGGCAUUUCUCGGAUACAGUGAAUAUACCUUUAUGAACUGGUCGCCGAUCCGCGAACCUUACGUGCGAAAGCUGUUGAACAAACGCGCCACGGCAACUAUUUUAAUCGCUGCAUUCGUCGCCACCGCGCUCAGUGUCCUGUUCAUCUUUGUUCCUGGUACUAUGCUCUGA
Messenger RNA from Aspergillus oryzae RIB40, 1176 nucleotides. It is a transcript of the gene rgsB, whose product is annotated as putative RGS domain protein (Rax1). The transcript has 2 exons. Gene Ontology annotation, cellular component: plasma membrane. NCBI's taxonomy places the organism in Eukaryota, Fungi, Ascomycota, Eurotiomycetes, Eurotiales, Aspergillaceae. The record is from RefSeq and is a predicted model, not a curated record. Gene Ontology annotation, biological process: intracellular protein localization. The coding region runs from base 1 to 1176 and encodes 391 amino acids.